AAAUUAUAUCAAGGCAUUCCUUAGGGUCUGUCUUUGAGAUGAAAACUAAAGCAAGUGGGUUAUCUGUUGCCCCGUAGCUCUCACAUUCUCUCACUGUGUGACCAGUACAGCUUUCCUGGGGAUACAGCCAGCAGACAGCACCUGAAUUACUGUAGGCUAUUGUAUGAAUGAAGCAACCUGGAUGAAGUGAGUAGAAUGGGCUCAGGCAGAGCUCUGGGAUAACAGUUUCCGUAUUUUCUUAUCCUGUGUAUUUAUUUCAGAGCUCAGACAUGGCCCAUGCAGAGGAGGAAUCCAUGUAGAUUCAUGCACACUGCACUUUAUUGCAGGUAACUGGCAGGAGGGACGUGUCCUGGUCUGCUGGUGGUUUGUCGCAUGCUGAACCACCCAGAGGAGUUCAUCAGCCGGUGCUGUGCGCUGUCGUGGCACAGCUGUGGUGAAUGUGGUCAUCUGCCUUGUGCCAGAGCCAGGUGGCCCUGCCUUUUCCAUUUGUGCAGAGCAGUUUCAGGAUCCUGCUGUUAAUGAUCAGAAUUGUUCCCAUAGCAGCUAUCUGCAGUUUCCUCUUUUCCCAGAAAUAAGAGGAGCAAAGAAACAGCAUUUUCUUAAGAGUCCUGCUUCUAGCAACUGCAUGUAAAAAUCCCCCUUUAUCCCUCUUUCUCUCAGUUCUCUCCUACGAGUAUGUUGCUAGUGUUUGUCUGUCUUUAGCCUACUUUAAUCCCUUGUUUUUCCUCCUUUUCACUUAAAGAAACUGUCACUGCUCUCAUGUAAGGUAGUCAGUGUGAGACAGCUCUGUUGGUUCUGAUUCUAGCCUAAUAGAUGUUUUGGGGCAUGUUUUUGGAAGCAUUUCUGCUCUUUCAGUUAUUGAUAAAAAGUAACUCCUUAGAACUUAAUUUUGUCUGUGUAAAACAGUGUGAGGUAGAUUAGUUGCUUCAGCAAAGAACAUUUGUUGGUCCUAGAUCAAAUACACUCGAUCACAGCUGCAGUUCUAGUCCAAACAAUAUAAAAAGACAAGAUGUCCUCAAGAAGAGUUGGGUAAUCCAGGGACAGGGAGGGUGGCCAGGGAACACCAUUUCUCCAAAGCUGUAUUUCAGCAACAUUUUGUCAAAGUGAGCCUUGAGCCUGGAAUGGCAUGGUUUCCAUACUACUUUUAAAGUGACCUCUGUAUUCUGUAUGUUUUACUUGAUAUUGCAAAAGCCCAGAUGCAUACAAAAUUUUUAAAGAGUCAAGAUGAAAAAACACUGCAACUCUUAUUAGUCUACAACUGUGUAACAGUAGGACAGCUUUCCAACACUACCAAAUUAUAGCCUACAAAGAAAAUGGCAUUUGCCUAAAGAUGCUCUGAGUUGCUUCCAAGUAUUUGAACCAGAAACUUACGAUUAAAUGCUUGAGUUCUUCCUAGGAAUCUGUCGUUUUGCCAAGUCCUUUCCGUUUACCACAGUCUGUUACAUAUCCUUUGUAAUCUCUUAUCCAAAUUCUGUCUACUAUGGCAAAAACAGGUGUGGGGAGCAGCAUGGGGCAAGGGAUUACAGAUAUGUCAGCUCGGUGGCGCUGACAACAGUUUCAUCUACUGUAAUAAGGAGAUCUGGAAAAAAUGAGAAGUAGAUUUCUGAAGUACUGCUAAGUAUUUUAGCCUUUUAGUCAAACCACAGUCAGCAAGAGUUCAGCUGUGUACACUGCCAGCAGCAGCGCUUGGCUGCGCUGCUAGAGACUAGCAGACUAACCACAGGAAAAGCAAUCCGGAUUAGACUAAAGGCCAUUCUCAGCUGCGUCUAAAGAUGGUCUACUAAGAGGUAAAACCAGAAGUUUACGGAGAAGAUAAGUUUUCUUGAAUGUAGGUGCCCGAAGGGUGAACAGGAGUGUUGUUCCUCAUCUUCAGCCACAAUGUCUUCUUACUUCUGCAUGAACUGGAUUCUUCUGAUCCUCUUUACAGGCCCCACAGUAUCGGGAUCACUUGUGAAAGGAAGGGUUGGCCAGAAUAUCACUGUGCCCUGCUUUUACACUGUUAAGAGGAUACAAGACAUUACAUCAAUGUGCUGGGGUCGUGACAGAUGCCCUGUUUCAAAAUGUUAUCGGACCAUUAUCUGGACAGAUGGAUGGAAGGUGACAGAGCGGUACAACAGCAGGUAUAUGUUGAAAGGGAACCUGCCAAUGGGCGACGUGUCCCUCACGAUCGUGAGCGCCGAGGAAGCAGACAGUGGGAUAUACUGCUGCCGCGUGGAGAUCGCAGGGUGGUUCAAUGAUCAGACAAGUAAUCACGAGGUUGUGAUAGAGAAAGCUAGGAUCUCUACUGCAAGUCCUCACACUUACACCUCUGAACAGACAUCAGCUCAAGGGAGCACCAGUGAAUCAUCCUUUACCACCACAAGAACGUGGCCGUCGGUUUCUGCUUCGGAAGCUCCUCAGACUGCCUCUGGUCCCUGCUCAAGCACCUCAGACUGCUCGGAUGUAACUGCAAAUGUGCAGAAUGUGUCUGUAUCAUUUCCCAGUCAGCAGUAUUCAGAAAAUGGGCUAUACAUUGGGAUUGGUUUAUGUGCAGUACUUCUAGCCAUCCUUAUUUUGGCUCUGUUCCUCGCUAGACAAUAUUUAUACAAUACGAAGAAGACGGGUGACUUUGCAAACUUUGUUGCAUUUUGGAGGCCAGAAGCCGCAGGGAACCAUAGUGCCCUGGAAGAUGAGAUCCAUGCAGAGGAAAACAUUUAUAUAAUACACUAAGGACUAUAUGCAUGCUUGCCUUUGUCAUCGCUGGGACAUUAAAUAGUUUGCAAAAUGUUAGCUGCUCCCUCUGCUCAGCAGAUAAAUGUGACUGGACUACUGAAGCAUUAUUCACAUCAUUCUAAUAAAACAAAUAAAAGCUA
This is a messenger RNA of Aquila chrysaetos chrysaetos, 2852 nucleotides long. Its product is annotated as hepatitis A virus cellular receptor 1 homolog. Gene Ontology annotation, molecular function: virus receptor activity; phosphatidylserine binding. The coding region runs from base 1879 to 2709 and encodes 276 amino acids. The transcript has 8 exons. Lineage: Eukaryota; Metazoa; Chordata; Aves; Accipitriformes; Accipitridae. The record is from RefSeq and is a predicted model, not a curated record. Gene Ontology annotation, biological process: phagocytosis, engulfment; positive regulation of mast cell activation. Gene Ontology annotation, cellular component: cell surface.